GUCCGACUGGAAAGUCUUUGAAAUUUACAGGAAUUUGUUCUUGAGUUCUUCGUGAAAUAGACUUUAAAACAAUCCGCUUGUCUGAGGUACUUAAGUAAUACAAAUAAAUUUGAGAUAUCCGUUCGGAACUCACUUGACCAACCUUCAGGAAUAUUUCAAUAGCGGGGGAAUAUGUAGUUGGUUCUUGUGGGAUAUUCCUUAAGUGCAUGUACCAUCAAUAUUGGUGGGCACGGCUGUCACUAAAUGACUUAUAAAAAGAUUAUUUCGUCCCGAUUCCUGCCUCAACGGAUAAAUCCCUCAAGUUGAUACAUAAAAAAUAUUAUUGUUUCCAUAACGCUCUUCCUGUCAGACGACAGUCAGUCACGUACACUGUUUCCAUUCACUCUUAACCGCUAAGAGAACAAUGUAUUAAGUGCCAUAAUAAGCUGCAAAGCCAAAAAAGGGACACUCGCAGAUAAGAGAAAGUUCGAAUUACCUCAUACAACGAGAGCGACAACGCGCAAGCGCUGUCAUGUAUACAGGAAACAUGCAACUGAAAAAGAGUGCAAUGUUUCAACAACAACAAAAAUGAUUAUGUUAAUGCCGUACAUCUUUCAGGGGAUCUAAAUUACUCAUCCAGGAGCUACAUUUCUUUGCGAGGUCUUUUUGUUGAGGGCAUGCUGCAGGAUUUUGUCGACUUAUUUGGUUGUUUGACUUUUUUUUCAAUUUGCAUUCUGACGGAAAUAAAUUUCUCGUCCGCUUUUGGGUUACAGCGCCUGUUUUACGAUUUCCAUGCCUGACGAGAAGUCCAUUCUAUGGAUGCCUGAGGCCGUACCCAAAGGGAGCACGUAACAUUAUUUCCGAGUCGAGGUAAAAAUCCGAGGAAAAGGCUAUGUGCCUGUGUGUUAGGGAGAAUCGUUAAACAGUUAGUUGCGUAUUACCUGUGCCCUGUAUCGGACAACUCUUUUCUCUCUAUUCAGCAUCACCCACCGCCACCUCCUCUGCUUAUAACAAACCCUCCAGUCUUUGAGACCCGGAUACACACAAAACAAAACACAUCAUAGAGUGGUUUAGUGAUACAGAAGAACUCGCAGUCUCGCUUUUUAAGAUUACAAUAUUCAUUCAUUCAAGCGUAGCGGCAGUUUCACGAUUUGACGCAUUUUCUUUUGAAACUCCAACUUAGGCUACGCCAUUGUCCGAGUGAAGUGUAUUCAUUAGUAAUUUAUCAUAAAGCUAGAAAUGACAAAGCUUUAUCGUGGACUGUUGUGCAGCACCAGACAGCUGGCUGAAUUUCAGUGAAUGUAACAGGAGCAAUAUUGCUGAGGAGACUCUGAAGACAUUAAGUGCUUUCCGAAGAAUAAAGUGUCAUAGCUAGUGACUUGUUUGUGAAUCAGUUCAAAUGUAGCAUCUUUUUUAGUGUGCUGUUUUGGUCUUCCGUUGCAAUUUGUAUGCAUAUGUUUUUACGUCCCCAUUGAUACAACUUAGACCGUUUAGGAGGCGGGCUUCUAAUCCUUCCUAUCAGGGUGAACAUUGGCUCAAAAUGAUACAACAUCCUAGCAGAAAGACCGAGAUACUCGACAAAAAGUGUUCCCUACUUGGGAAUCGAACCUGGGUCUCCUUCGUGGGAUAGUGAAGCGCCUAACCGCUACACACAGACUGCAGUCCGUAGCAAUUCGGUCAGACGGUAUUUUUAUAGAUAUCUACGCAGUGGAGUCCACUUAAACCGAAAUGUGCGAGACUGCUGGAAUUUUGUCUCUUUAAUUGGGUUUUCGGUUUUGGGAGAUUGCCCAACUAGAAAAAAAUGGGGACCUUAUUUCUUUCGAUAGACCGAUUUACUUUUUUUUCUUUGGAUUAGUCGUGUUCGAUCUAAGCGACUGGACUCCUUUGACAAAAAAUACCUGCGCGGGACACCCAACAUCUGCUAAAAAGAUUUCAAUCCGCAACAAGAAGAGAACGAUCCCAACAGGAGGUGCUGUCAAACAGUCAAACACCGUUAAAAGAAAAAAGUCAUUAUUGCUCGGCCAAAUCCUACGACUCCCGAACUCGAGAAUUUCCCAUCAGGCUGUGCGUUAAAGAAAAUGACGGGAAGGAUGACCGAAGAUGAAAAUGAAACUAGGGAAAGACCAUAAACGAUAAGACAAUAAAUGGAGUGAUGCACCCACCUAAGCUGCUGACAGAUCUUUCUGCUAAUCUCUGAUUAUCACAUGCGUCUCAAUAUGUGGGAGUCUCUAAAUCUAAGUAAAUCUGAAUGUUCUUUCCAAAGGCAGGGAGGGGAAUUCAGGAAUCAAAAUCCACCUUAAGCUCCAGUCCAACAUGACUUUCCAGCUCAUUGCCAGGGUUCUUUUCACAACUUUUGUAAGUUACAAUUCGAACCAUUUAGACAACAUGUAUCUUUUUAAGAAGAUAGCACAAAGCAAAAUAUCACACAGAAAAUUUGAUAAAGAAUAAAGAGCUAUUGAGAAGAAUGGGUGUAGCAAUACCAACACUCCUCCAGAACGUGAUGAAUCUGAAACUGAACUACUUUGAGCAUAUCAAACGCCAUAAUCCUCUCAAAAACAUACUGUGGAAGCAAAGGUAGGUGAUACGUGUGGAAGAUGGAGACCUAAAAGAAGAUUGGAACGAGAGGUAGAAACCUUGUUUUAAACCAAAAAACAACCGAGACUGGCAGAAUGGCUAGAGACUGAGUGUUUCCUUGCAGAAAGGCACGAGAAGCAACGUCCAACUACGUGUACUGACAGACAUAGUAUACUGUGAAAUAGUUGGGGGGGGGGGGCGGAGGUGCGAAAAACUUUACUAACAUCGGUUGGAGAACAACGCGGCUCUGCAUCUAAGAUUAUGAUGUUUGCUUUACAUGGAGCCUCUAAAAAAACAAUAAAGCAAAUUCUUUUUUUUAACAGAACGGUGUGACUAUAAUAUAAAGUAUUAUCGGUUAGGAUUCAAGUGACAAAUGGACGAACUAGAAAUCUAAUCAGGGAAUAAUUAACACAUCAAGCUAUCCGAUAAGGGGUCGGAGAAGUGGUGAGUGCCUGGUGGUUUCGUGAUACACGUAGAUCAUGUGAAACUACGAGGUUUGACUAAUAAAAUGCAUUGCAACAGACACAUCCCAGACAGAGUCAGUACAGAGUGGUUUGGUGAAACCCAACGCCAGGACCUAUUCACUUCGUAAUUCCUGCCCACGAGCUGAAAACGGUUGGAUAUUUUUCUUCACAGGAGAUCAGGAUAAUUACUAUGGAAUCCUUCAGUGGUCUCGCCUUCUCUUUGGUUGUCUUAUUGUGUCUGUUGAUGACCGCACAUGUAAGCGCUAUUAUGUCGUGCACCAAGAAGACUCUUUGCUCGUGUGAGUCAGAGAAUGGGAUCAUUGACCUGUCCUCGCUGUCCACGAAUCCACCGCGCAAAAUUCCAGAUCCUACAAGUUCGCAAACUUUCCUAUGGAAUCCAUGUGAUAACUUUGACUACCAGAGCUUAAACGGCGUUGGGGCAGUGCAGGAACAGUCAGCUUCAUAUAUUUAUGAAUUGGGAACUAACAGAGAUGACCUUGUGAAUGUCAAGGUUGCCACUGGACACGCAGUAUUCGUAAUGACAGCUACAGACGGACAAAGACAAGCUGAAGUGACUUGCAUAUGUGGCAGUGGAUCUGCUGUGUCGAUGGUUUUUACCCAAGAAAUUCCGGGCUAUCCGUCUAUUUAUGUAUGUAUGCUUUUGCCAAAAUGUAGUUUCAUUAGAGUUAUAUUUCUCUUUAAACGUACUGAUUCUGUUCAUAAUUCAUUAUGUAUCAUUAGUAGUGACCUCCUUGAAAUAUAAGCCUCUAAGGCAUCACUCCUGCUGUGACAUUGUUUUGAGGCAUUAUAAACAAAGUACUAGUUUUAAUAACUGUUCGAAGUAGCAUUUAUGUUUUAUGAAGGUAAAUACUGAACGUUCCAGGAGCUUUUCUGUACAUACCGAGUGAUACGGAGAAAUAACUUGUUUCUACUUUUUGAUGACCUUGAAAUAAUAUGGAUAAUCCAACUUUCAAUCCAUGAACACGAGAUUUCUCGAGUUUUCAGUUCUCCAACAACCCAGAUUUAUGAGCCACAGUAUGUUUUUUUACGCUCCCAUUGACAGAAUUUAGAAUUUAGGGGGUGGGCAUCCCGAAUCCUCACUACCCCCUGGGGUGGUACUACUGACUGAAGUGUCUUCAUGCCAUUUCCAAAGGGGGUACAUUAACAUUCUU
Messenger RNA from Aplysia californica (California sea hare), 4189 nucleotides. RefSeq lists its product as uncharacterized. The transcript is spliced from 5 exons. The coding region runs from base 3208 to 3780 and encodes 190 amino acids. The record is from RefSeq and is a predicted model, not a curated record. NCBI's taxonomy places the organism in Eukaryota, Metazoa, Mollusca, Gastropoda, Aplysiida, Aplysiidae.